Arachis stenosperma is the source of this 2041-nucleotide messenger RNA. RefSeq names its product long chain base biosynthesis protein 2a. Bases 204 to 1673 code for a protein of 489 amino acids. The transcript has 11 exons. Lineage: Eukaryota; Viridiplantae; Streptophyta; Magnoliopsida; Fabales; Fabaceae. Gene Ontology annotation, molecular function: serine C-palmitoyltransferase activity; pyridoxal phosphate binding. Gene Ontology annotation, biological process: ceramide biosynthetic process; sphingosine biosynthetic process. The record is from RefSeq and is a predicted model, not a curated record. Gene Ontology annotation, cellular component: serine palmitoyltransferase complex.
GAGCGAGAGCUGGUUUGGAUUUGAUUUUUCCAUUUGUCACUUUUCAUUCAUUCAUUCAUUCAUUCAUUCAUACUACACACAAACGAAAAAACAGAUCCUUCCUUCCUCUCUCACCUUCUUCUUCUUCUUCUUCUUCCUUCUCUCCCUUCAGAGAUACACACUGAUAGAUCUGAUAGGAUUGGAAUUUUGAUAAAGAAAGAAAGAUGAUAGCGAUUCCGUACCUGACCGCUCUAACCACAUACUUCAGCUAUGGCCUUCUCUUCGCUUUCGGUCAAUUCAGAGAUUUCUUCCGCAAACUCAUUGAUUGGUCCAAAGCUAACACCCUUCAAGGUUACGCUCCGAUCUGCUUAGGCCUCGAGGAUUUCUAUAUCCGCCGUUUGUACCUCCGUAUUCAGGACUGCUUCGGAAGACCAAUAUCAAGUGCCCCUGAUGCUUGGUUUGAUGUAGUUGAACGCUACUCGAAUGACAAUAACAAGACACUGAAACGGACUACAAAAGUAAGUAGAUGUCUCAACUUGGGAUCAUACAAUUAUCUUGGUUUUGCUGCCGCAGAUGAAUACUGCACACCUCGAGUUAUUGAGACAUUGAAGAAGUAUUCACCGAGCACUUGCAGCAGCCGUGUAGAUGGAGGCACAACUGUACUUCACAAUGAAUUGGAGAAAUAUGUUGCAAGCUUUGUUCGAAAGCCAGCUGCUAUAGUUUUUGGUAUGGGCUAUGUGACAAACUCUGCUAUUCUUCCAGUGCUGAUGGGAAAGGGAUGUUUGAUUAUCAGUGAUUCGUUGAACCACAAUUCAAUUGUUAAUGGUGCACGAGGGUCCGGAGCAACCAUUCGUGUUUUUCAACACAACAUUCCAUCACAUCUUGAGGAAGUACUUAGAGAACAAAUUGCUGAUGGACAGCCAAGGACUCACAGGCCUUGGAAGAAGAUAAUUGUCAUUGUGGAGGGAAUAUACAGUAUGGAAGGAGAGCUCUGCAAGCUUCCAGAAAUCAUAGCUGUUUGCAAAAAAUAUAAGGCCUACACAUACUUGGAUGAAGCACACAGCAUUGGAGCAGUGGGCAAAACAGGAAGAGGGGUUUGCGAGCUCUUAGGUGUGGAUACUGCUGAUAUUGACAUCAUGAUGGGGACCUUUACCAAAUCAUUUGGAUCAUGUGGAGGUUACAUUGCAGGAUCUGAGGACCUUAUAAAAUACUUGAAGUACACUUGCCCUGCUCAUCUUUAUGCAACUUCUGUUUCACCACCAGCUGCACAACAAAUAAUAUCGUCCAUAAGAGUUAUCCUUGGAGAGGAUGGUUCCAAUAGAGGUGCCCAGAAACUUGCAAAAAUUAGAGAAAAUAGCAACUUUUUCAGGUCAGAACUGCAGAAGAUGGGAUUUGAAGUUCUCGGAGAUAAUGAUUCUCCUGUGAUGCCAAUAAUGCUUUACAAUCCUGCGAAAAUCCCUGCCUUCUCUAGAGAGUGUCUCAAGCACAAUGUUGCUGUUGUGACAGUGGCGUUUCCAGCAACACCACUGUUACUUGCCAGAGCACGCAUAUGCAUAUCUGCUUCUCAUUCAAGGGAAGACCUUGUGAAAGCCUUGCAGGUUAUCAGCAAAGUUGGUGAUCUAGUUGGCAUAAAAUAUUUCCCUGCUGAACCACUGAAGCAGCAUCAAGAUGGAAAAGCUGUGAAGUUUGACUAAUAAGAGCUGUUAAAUAAGCAGGAAGAGUUUCAUAAAAGAUUGAUGUUGAAGAUAGUAGGAGUUAUAGAAAGCAUUUUUGUUUGGAUUGUGAUUGGUAGGCUAUCAAACUAACUAGCAUGUUGCUAUGUUCUAAUCUAGUAAAUUUGUUGCCAUCUCAAAAAGAGUGAACUAUUCUUGGUUUCGCAGAUACAUGUGAAUCUUUUUGUCUCCUAUUGGAGGAGAGACUCUCUAAUCUGCCUACUCUCUGGUCAUAUGAUAAUCUGUAUAGUUUAUAGCAUUAAUUUUGUUCUCCCAUUUCCAUUGGUAAUUCGUUUAAAACACAUAUUUGCUUGGAAUUUUAAUAAAAAAAAAAAAAUGAGUUUCGAAUA